CCAAGCCAUCAAAAAAACAUCACAGAAAAUAUUCACUAUUUUCACAAACCAUAACCAUUUUAUCCUUGAUGAAUUUCCUCCCUCAAACGCACUAAUCCUCAAAUUCUCUCUCAAAUGGAAACCAUUCUUUCUCCUCCCACAUUUUCCCCACUUCUCAAUCACAAACCCUCUUCUCCCAGAAAUUUUAUCUCUUAUUCUCUUCAACCCAGAUCAAAUUCACUAUCAUACACAAAAACCAUUUCGUGUUCCCUCAAAAAGAACCUAUAUUUCCCUCAAAAAUCACCAUCCUUUACAAUACCCACAAAUUGUUUUUCUCCCAUUCAACAAGGAUUAGCUGCUUUUGCUCUGUCUUUAGCACUGAAUUUCACCCCCAUUUUACCAAUUUCUUUUGCUGGAGCUUCUGAAUUUGAUGUUCUAAAUGAUGGUCCGCCCAAAGAAUCAUAUGUUGUUGAUGAUGCGGGAGUUCUUAGUCGGGUCACCAAGUCUGAUCUCAAAAGGUUGUUGUCUGAUUUAGAGUCUAGGAAGAAUUUCCAUAUUAAUUUCAUCACAGUGCGGAAACUAACUAGCAAGGCCGAUGCAUUUGAGUAUGCCGACCAAGUAUUGGAGAAAUGGUACCCAACUCUCGAGGAAGGUGAUAAAAAAGGGAUAGUUGUCCUUGUGACCAGCCAAAAGGAAGGGGCAAUUACCGGUGGACCUUCAUUUAUCCAGGCUGUUGGAGAAACUGUUCUUGAUUCAACUUUGUCUGAGAAUCUUCCUGUACUAGCAACUGAGGAGAAAUACAACGAAGCCAUUUAUAGCAGCGCCAAGCGGUUAGUGGCUGCUAUUGAUGGUCUUCCCGACCCUGGUGGUCCAUCAUUCAAGGAUAACAAGCGAGAGUCGAACUUCAAGACUAAGGAAGAGACUGAAGAAAAACGAGGUCAAUUUAGUCUCGUGGUUGGAGGCUUAUUGGUCAUUGCAUUCGUAGUCCCUAUGGCACAGUAUUAUGCAUAUGUUUCCAAAAAAUAGGCUGUUUUUUGAUUUAUGCCAUAUUGUGAAUUUUUGUAAAGAAUAUGUACACAUACAUAAUUAAUCAACUAAAAUGUUUGACCAUGUAAACAACUGAUUGAUGAGGUACUUAUUUAAGGGCUAUGAGUAAAUCUAUCAUGUGCACUAAUUCUUUUG
Amaranthus tricolor (Joseph's coat) is the source of this 1161-nucleotide messenger RNA. RefSeq names its product UPF0603 protein At1g54780, chloroplastic. The coding region runs from base 115 to 1005 and encodes 296 amino acids. NCBI's taxonomy places the organism in Eukaryota, Viridiplantae, Streptophyta, Magnoliopsida, Caryophyllales, Amaranthaceae. The transcript has 3 exons. The record is from RefSeq and is a predicted model, not a curated record.